Molecule: messenger RNA, 2327 nt
Organism: Suillus bovinus
Lineage: Eukaryota; Fungi; Basidiomycota; Agaricomycetes; Boletales; Suillaceae
Exons: 13
Coding region: 436-2184 (582 amino acids)
Source: RefSeq, a predicted model, not a curated record
CUUGGUCCUGUCUUCAACUCCGCGAAAUUGUUGGUCGCAUUGAUCCCGAUGCGUGACUUACGACAUCAGCUUGUGCUAUUAAUUCGCGCCUCGAGGCCACAGAAUUUUGUGAUAAUCAAGGGAAUAUUCACCAUCAAACAAGGGAUUCUCAGGCUACCCAGCAGCAAUUCUCUAUGUAAUUAUAAGUGAUCCGCGCUUCACAACAACUCGCGGAUACAGCAAGGAGGACACCCGGACGCGGCAUGUAACUUAGGUUUUUCCUAUACUAUCAGGAUCACGCACACAGCAUGGAUGGGCUCUCCACGCUCGGCCUCGUGCUUUGCACCCUAGAACGAAACACGCGGCAGACAACCUGGAAGCUUCUUAACAGAAGGAUGCGAUGCUUAUUUACCAACUGCCUUGAUUUUAUCUCGAAUCACCCAGAUUCAUUCUAGCAUGUCUGCCAAAGGCAAAGAGAAGAUGAAUGCAAUGGUGACGGACCUCAUCGAUGGAACGCCGCCAUCCAAAGACGGCGUACCCAAGCAGUCCAUUCCUCACAGAAUGCAGACAAACGCUGUGCUGAGGACAGCGUCUUUUGCUUUUAUCCCAAAGCCUCCCCCUUCGCCUUCUAUUUCUGCGAAUCGAACCAACGGCAAUACAGUGCAACCAUCGUUGCCGAACAAUUCGCACAUAACCCUUGCGCGACAAACAUUGUCUAGCACUCUCUCCCCACGAGAGCUGAAUGGACACUUGGUCACAAACUCAAGCAGCGCCAGCACACGCUCUGGAGCUUCUGCUGGUACUCGUGAUCCUGCCCAUGAGGAGCUGGAGCUUCUUCAUGACAGCAUUAGUGACGUUCGAGGAAGGAGCAAGGAUCAUGAACUUCGCACGGCCCCAAUCAUAACCCGUGAUGCAUACGUUGCGGCAGGUUAUCGUGAAGGCGCCACUCAGUACGGCGUCUUAGGCAGUAUUCUGUCCAUCCACAAUAAAAAUAAUAUUCCAUACAAGCCAGUGAAUCCUCAGCUCUAUGUGAACACAAACGCACCCUUCUCUGCUGUGGUCUGUGGGGUUCAGGGCUCGGGGAAGUCACACACAGUUUCUCUGCUUCUCGAGAGUAUGUUUGUUCCGAAUAUGCGCUCUACUGGAACCCUGCAGAAGCCGUUGUCGGGGCUCGUUCUCCACUUUGGAGAAGGGGGUCCCAGCUCUCGACCUAGUGAAGCUGCAUGGAUCAGCUCGUCCCACAUCCCUGGUGUACAAACGCCAUCCGUCAAGGUUUACGUUUCACGUUCUUCUCUCAACACCAUGAAGGCUGUCUACGCGCCAUUGGGCGACGGGGUCACUGUCGAACCACUGUUCUUCACUCAAGAUGAGUUAGAUGCACAGGCUUUUCUGUCCAUGAUGGCUGUCGGCUCCUCUGAAUCAGCUCCGCUCUAUAUUCAGGGUAUUUUGUCGAUUCUCCGUGACCUUGGGGAAAACUUCACUUAUCCCGAAUUUAUGCGGCAGUUGGAAGUGAAGAAGGAGUCGUUCAACAACAUGCAGCUCGCAGGCCUUGAGCAGAGGAUGGCACUGCUUACGUCGUUCAUGAACCCAAACAUGAAAUCGCGAAGCCGCUUUGCGGAAUCGCAGCUCACGAUCAUUGAUUUAUCAGACCCGUUCAUCGACCCAGCGUCAGCAUGCGGACUGUUUGAAAUCAUCACGCGUCUGUUUGUCAGAGCGGACGUGGGGACCGGGAAAGUGCUAGUGGUUGAUGAAGCCCACAAGUACCUGUCGCCAACAAAAGGCUCAUCUGGCUUGACUAAGUCUCUCCUGACACUGACUAGGGAGCAGCGUCACCUAGCCAUGCGCGUUAUCAUCAGUACACAAGAACCUACGGUUGUGCCACCGGUUCUGCUUGACCUAUGCACUGUCGCAAUUUUGCACCGAUUCUCCUCCCCAUCGUGGUGGGAACAUCUGGCAAAGCAUGUAUCAGCCGACAUAUCAGCAGAAGAUGCUUUCGAUUGUGUCGUUAAACUGCAGACAGGUGAAGCGAUUGUGCUUGCGCCCUCUGGCCUGGGAGUAUUCCCAGAUACACCCGAUACUGCCAGGACAGGACAUGUAGUCCCAGUGCCGAAACUUGGACAAUUUGGUCGCCGCUACGUGCUCGUGAAGACUAGACGUAGGAUAACGAGAGAUGGCGGAGCAUCCAUACUCGUGAUUGACGACUGAGUCGUGCAAGUGAAGACAGAGCGAUGUUGACAGGGGGCUUCUCGUUCUCACUCUUGCAGAUGACGGUGAAAGUUAGUGUUUAGUGCAAAAUUGGAUCAUCUUGUUUAUGCUUGAGGUGUUCCAAUGUCAUGAAGAUGAGCCUU